AUGCUCUUCAACAGCAAGCGUGCUUCCAUAGCUUUUCGGGCCAACCGCAACGAUGACGGCCUGAGGGGCCAAGUUCGCGAGCCGAGCCCCAUCGUGAGCCUCGGCUGGUGGCUAGCGCCGCGGGCGCUCGGCGCCCUGGGCCUGCUCGCCGCGAUGCUGGCGUGGCGCGCCGAGACGGGCCGCGGGAGCCUGGUGCGCCUCGGCCUGGGAGCCGCGCUGAUGGCCGUGGCCGCCUUCUGGGUCGCCGUCCAGACGGUGCGCGGCUGGUGGCGCGCUGCCAGCGGGCAUCAGGCCGAGGUGGAGGCCCUUCGCGCUCAGCUGGCGAGCCUCUCGCUGGACGGAGCCCAGGCGAGUGGCCCGGAGGCGAGGGCUGGCGCAGGCGCGCCCGAGCUGCCGGCGUGGCCAGCGCCGAGCGCACCCCCGCCAGGUCUGGGGCAGCCAGGGGUGCCGCCAGCUCCCCCCCACAGCGUGGACCCCGCCAUGGACGCGUUCCACGCCUUCGCCGCGGGGGGGGGCUGCACUGGGCCGCUGUCGUGGACAGCAGCACCGUCGGGUCCGCCAGCGCAGCCCGAGGCGGGCGCGGGCCCGACCACGACAGCGGUCCUGCCAACGGUGCCUGGCGGAGGCCCAGGCGGACCUGGGCUACAGGCGGCCGCAGCGGCCGCGGCUUGCGCCAAGAAGGUGAAGGAGGCUCUCCUAAACACGAAGGGCUUUGCGCAGCAGCUGCACUGGCUCAAGAGAGGGUGGCGCCAGUACUUUCCUGCGUUCGAUAUGGCGCCCAAGGGCUACGUCAAGGACAAGAACACUGGGGGGUGGAUCAAGGGCCCAGACUUGACGGAGGAGAACGUGCCACCACUGCCGAGCCCGCCUGGGACACCGUCCAGUUGGGUGCAGUGCGUCAGUGCUCCGCCGUCAAGGGCCACGUCGCGGACGGCAUCGCCGGGGGCAGUUUCGCUCGUCCUCACGCCGCCCAAGGCCAAGAGCCCGGGCACGCUGCCGCCCGCCACUGUGCUCGCAAUCCCACCUCCGGAGGCAGCGGGCCAGCCGAUGACACACAAGCUGCAGUUCUACGCGCAGGCACCAUGCAAGCCGCAGCAGACCAGGGCGCAAAGGGGAAGCUACCUCAAGUCGGUUGUUGGCUACAGUAGGGUGCUCCAGAUUCUCUGCGGCCCGUGUUUCGCGCCUGCCAUCAUCCUCACGGUGCUCGUCGUCAGUUUCCCGUCGAGCCUCUUUCCUAACAUGUCCAGGGGUGCCGAGGCUGCGGCGUCCCUGGUGGAGGAUGUGGCAGGCGCAGGUGGGGCUGUGGCCCUCGCGGCCAGGAACCUGACUUUGGCCGUGAGUGGGGGCUGGUGGGAUUCUGCUACGUUUGUGGAUGAAGCGUGGUCUGGGAUAGAUCUGCUGGGCUGCCGCUUGAACGUCACAGGCGGCCGCUUCGUCGUUGACAUUGGUGCACGCUCUCGCCCCAGUAUGAUGAAGGAGCUCGAGCGGGGGCUGUCCGUGGUGCCAGAUGACCUGGCAGUGGAGUUGUGGGGUUCCAUUAACGCUGUAUCGGUCAGGGCGCCAGUGGCGGCGCGGCUCUCCUCCCAGUUCAAUUUCACGGAGAGCUUCUUCAUCUGGGAUUGGGAGGUACUGUUAGUGGACGAAGAGGUGCUGGCAGUACGAUAUUAUUUCGCUAGAUUGGGAUUUGAACUUCAGUGGGCUAAUCCGUUGUGGGCACUCACAGGGGCCGAUCCCGGAAGAGAGCUGGAGCGCAUCACGACGAGAGUCAAGGAUGCGAUAGAGUCGGCAGUCGACGCCUCCGUGCUGCGGACACCGCUGACCGCGCAGGAGGAGCACGGCCUGCCCCCCGGGGACGCCACGCCCGUGCCGGACACCCUCGCGUUCGCGCGCCUGAAAGGUGGCGCGGGCGUCCCGUGGAGCCCGGAGGAGGCGUGCCGGGCCGCGUCGGCUCUCUGCGAGCUCGCCGUGGUGACGCUCGGCUCCGGCGGGGUCUGGGUCGCGCGGGGGCGCGGCGCCGAGCCGAGGCUGCACCCGGUGCAGCCGGCCGAGCCAGCCAAGGUGGUGGACUCCACGGGCGCGGGGGACUUCUUCGCCGGCGGCUUUCUAGGCGCCUGGCUCAGGGGCCUCCCGGAGGAGGAGUGCGUGCGCUGGGGGUCCGCGGCCGCGGUCGCCGUGCUGUCGGCGUUCGGCACCGAUCUCGGCCGCGCGGGCUGGGAAGCGCUGCGGGCCGAGUGCAUGGCGACCUGA
Molecule: messenger RNA, 2247 nt
Organism: Prorocentrum cordatum
Lineage: Eukaryota; Dinophyceae; Prorocentrales; Prorocentraceae
Source: the annotation of a GenBank genome assembly